This is a messenger RNA of Nematolebias whitei (Rio pearlfish), 417 nucleotides long. Its product is annotated as histone H2A-like. The record is from RefSeq and is a predicted model, not a curated record. Gene Ontology annotation, cellular component: nucleosome. Gene Ontology annotation, molecular function: DNA binding; structural constituent of chromatin; protein heterodimerization activity. The transcript has 2 exons. Bases 1 to 417 code for a protein of 138 amino acids. NCBI's taxonomy places the organism in Eukaryota, Metazoa, Chordata, Actinopteri, Cyprinodontiformes, Rivulidae.
AUGAAGACCAAGAUGAAGACCAAGAUGAAGACCAAGAAGAAGACCAAGAAGAAGACCAAGAUGAAGACCGAGAUGAAGACCAAGAUGAAGACCAAGAAUAAGACCAAGAAGAAGACCAAGAUGAAGACCGAGAUGAAGACCAAGAAGAAGAAGAAGCUACAUCCCCAAAUCACAAAUGAGUUAAAAAGGAGGUCCCGUGGAUGCAUCCCCAUCUACCUGGCGGAGGUGCUUGAGUACCAGACUGCUGAGAUCCUGGAAUUAGUGGGAAACACAGCUCGUGACUACAAGCCCAGGAUCAAUGACGAGAAGCUCAACAAGCUGCUGGGAGGAGAGACCAUGGCUCAGGGAGGAGUCCUGCCCAAGAUUCAGGUGGGCCUGCUGCCCAAGAAGACUGAGAAACUUGCCAAGUCCAAGUAG